Messenger RNA from Aspergillus alliaceus, 1215 nucleotides. RefSeq lists its product as uncharacterized. The record is from RefSeq and is a predicted model, not a curated record. Gene Ontology annotation, molecular function: protein binding. The transcript has a single exon. The coding region runs from base 20 to 1213 and encodes 397 amino acids. Lineage: Eukaryota; Fungi; Ascomycota; Eurotiomycetes; Eurotiales; Aspergillaceae.
AAAAAAAAAAAAGACCAAAAUGGACCAACACACCCUCCGCCGCCGGGGUCUCGGCCUCCGCGGGAAAUCCCCCAAAGCCACCCCGGGCUACAUCCUCUACACGCCCCUAACCUCACAAACAACCCACCUCAUCUCCCCAACAGGCAAAGAAGUCCACAAAUGGACCCUGCCCUACCGCGCAGGCCGUCACGCGCGCCUCCUCCCCGACGGCACAUUAGCCUAUAACGGCGCACACCCCUCCGCUCCCGCCCUCUUCCCAAUGUGGACCAAAUACCGCGGUGGCGCAAUGCUCCAAGUUUCGCCGUCGGGGACCAUCCUCCGCGAAUACCACGAUCCAAAAGCCCACCACGACCAACACCACCUCCCCGGCGGGAAAAUUCUCUACACGACCCUCGAACCAUUGUCCCCGGAACAGGCCUCAAAAGUCCAGGGCGGGAUACCCGGUUCCGAAGCGCCAGGCGGAAUCAUCUACGGCGAUUGUAUCCGCCUCGUGGAGCCGUGGUCUACCUCUACCGUCUCAUCAUCCGCAGACUUCGAGAAAGGGGGGAACGGGAAGGGUGGCGCAAAGCUCCUUUGGGAGUGGCGGGCGAUCGAGCAUCUUGACCCCACGGUGUUUACCAUGAAUGAGCAUUAUCCGCGGGAGCAUUGGCCGCUUAUUAAUAGUGUUUCGUUUGAUCGCGAGGGGAAUGUUGUUGCUUCGAUGCGGAAUACUUCUUCUGUUGUUGUUAUUAGUCGGGAGACGGGGGAGGUGGUUUGGCAUCUUACGCAGCCGAUUGUCAGUCAGCAGCAUUGUGCAUAUGAGGUUUGCGAGGGGCAUUUCUUGAUCUUUGAUAAUGGUGUGUUUAGGCGGGGCAGUUCAGUGCCGUUUUCGAGGGCAAUUGUUGUUUCGCGCGCGAAGAAGGAGGUGGUGUGGGAGUAUAGGGAUAACAGUACCGGGGGGAUUGGGUUGUUUACGCCGUUUAUGGGGUCUGCGCAGAGAUUGGGGAAUGGUAAUGUAGUCCUUUGUGAGGCGGCUACGGGGAGGAUUUUGGAGGUUACGGAAGAUGGCGAGGUGGUGUGGGAGUUUGUGGCACCGGAGUUGAGAGAUUAUCGGCGGGUCCUUGGCGAUAAUGAGCUGAGGCAGAUGGAGAAGCUGGGGUUUGCGUAUGAGAGUAAUGCUGUUUUUAGGGCGUAUAAGUAUCGUCCUGAGGAGGUGCCGUGGUUGAAGGAAUAAAA